AUGGGAGAUGACUUUCAGUAUCAAUAUGCAAAUUCUUGGCCAGGUCUCAAGGGAUAUGUUCGCUACUUAAGUGGUUAUUAUCUAGCAGCACGACAGCUUGAAUUCUUAGUUGGCAGGAAAAGUGGGAGCUCAAAUACAGAUCUUUUAGGUGAUGCUUUGGGAAUCGCACAACAUCAUGAUGCAGUUAGUGGCACUGAAAAGCAACACACUGCAAACGAUUAUGCUAAACGUCUUGCAAUUGGAGCUUCUCAGAAACUUUUGGCUGCCCUUUUAGUAGAGGGGCUUUCUGGGUCUUCUCCUGCUCAAAUUCUUGGCGUUACCUCUGAUUUUGUACAUAGGUUGGGUCUUAAACAGAGCUUGAUACCUUCUCGCAACAAUGGGUUUUUGAAUAUGCUUAAAUUAAUGCAGAGGAAGACACUCCAGGUUUACUUGGAGGCUGAAAAGGCAGGGAGUUCAAAGGAUGUUAACUCCAAUGACCUGGAUGUCAAUGGAGUUAAUGUUGUUGAUGAGGUAAAAGAAGAGCCUCCUGUUGGAAUUGGGAAAAAAGAGAUUGAUUCCAUUGGGUCAGCUGUAACUUCUAGACUGGACAGAAUUAGGCAGAGAUUAGAAACAGAAUUGGAGCCCAUGGUAUUGGAGAUAGAGGAUGUUUCACAUCAACAUGUAGGUCAUGCAGCGAUGCAGGAUCAGGCCAAGGAGACUCAUUUCAAUGUCAAAAUUGUUUCGGCCAAAUUUGAAGGACUUAGUCUUGUGAAACGUCAUAGACUUGUAUAUGGACUCUUGAAUGCAGAGCUGCAAAGUGGGUUGCAUGCCCUGUCUAUUACAGUAAAAACACAGUGCAUUAUUCUCCUGGCAAAUUGA
This is a messenger RNA of Cryptomeria japonica (Japanese cedar), 858 nucleotides long. Its product is annotated as sufE-like protein 1, chloroplastic/mitochondrial. Bases 1 to 858 code for a protein of 285 amino acids. NCBI's taxonomy places the organism in Eukaryota, Viridiplantae, Streptophyta, Pinopsida, Cupressales, Cupressaceae. The transcript has 3 exons. The record is from RefSeq and is a predicted model, not a curated record. Gene Ontology annotation, biological process: mannose metabolic process. Gene Ontology annotation, molecular function: alpha-mannosidase activity.